Meleagris gallopavo (turkey) is the source of this 711-nucleotide messenger RNA. RefSeq names its product protein interacting with cyclin A1 (gene PROCA1). The record is from RefSeq and is a predicted model, not a curated record. Gene Ontology annotation, biological process: arachidonate secretion; phospholipid metabolic process. Gene Ontology annotation, molecular function: A2-type glycerophospholipase activity. Lineage: Eukaryota; Metazoa; Chordata; Aves; Galliformes; Phasianidae.
ACCUACCCCGGGACGCUGUGGUGCGGCGCCGGGAGCAACGCGGACAGCUACGAGCAGCUGGGUGAGCACCGUGACACCGACCGCUGCUGCCGUGACCACGACCACUGCCAGCACGUCAUCCACCCCUUCACCUCCCGCUAUGGUUACCGCAACCUGCGCUGGCACACCAUCAGCCACUGCGACUGCGACCGCCGGUUGAAGGAGUGCCUGCAGCAGGUGAACGACACGGCGUCGCGCGUGGUGGGACAGGCGUUCUUCAACGUCAUCCAGGUGCCGUGCUUUGAGUUUGCCUACAAGGAGGAGUGCGUGCAGCCGUACCUCUACGUGUGGUGCAGGGCGUACAACACGGUGGCCGUGGCGGUGCCCAAGGAGCCGGUGCUGUAUGAGUUUGGUGGGGAGCUCAUCGACAGGGCAGCGUGGCCUGGGGGGGAACCCCUGGAUCCCCCAGCUGUGAAAGUGAGGAAAAGGAUGAAGGAGAAGAGGAAGAAGGGGAAAGGUUUGAAGAAGAGCCCUCCUGGAAUUGGGGUGCUGAGCCACGCUGCGUCCAUCACCCCCAUUUCCCCCAACUCAGGGGGACAGGGCAGCAGGAAGAGGAGGAGGAAGGAGAGGAACAGAAAGAAGAGGCUGAAAAGCAACACUGAGGCAGCGUGAGCCCCACGCCCACCCUGUGGGGACCCUCGUUGUGUUGAUUAAUAAAGUGGGUAAUGAGCA